Myxozyma melibiosi is the source of this 2083-nucleotide messenger RNA. Its product is annotated as MFS transporter. The record is from RefSeq and is a predicted model, not a curated record. Lineage: Eukaryota; Fungi; Ascomycota; Lipomycetes; Lipomycetales; Lipomycetaceae. Gene Ontology annotation, biological process: transmembrane transport. Bases 451 to 2004 code for a protein of 517 amino acids. The transcript has 2 exons. Gene Ontology annotation, molecular function: transmembrane transporter activity. Gene Ontology annotation, cellular component: membrane.
GGUUCUGCCCACUUCACCUCAACCCCACACUAAUCCAAAUGCCGCUGCAUUGUCCUGAGCACAAUCAGCACAUUGUCCCGAAUCAAGAAAAAAGAUGUCUCUGUGAGGAAGUAGGGAAUGAUGUUCUGUUGUUCUGUUGAGUGGAUAUUGGUUGACGUCAUGCCUUUGUUCUCGUCCGAUGGGCUUCGGACUUUCCGAUCUACGUCUACACCCCACUAGGUGAUCAAUCAAUUCGUGGGGGGACUGGGGUAAAAACAGGGGGAGACGUAACAGGAUCGUCUUGUUCUCUCAGAUGACCUACAUUCUGUUCCGGCUAAUCUGUCAAGAUAACUCUGUCGGGGUCGCUAUCCGCCCCAAACACGCUCCCCGGCUGGAGCUAUAAAGGACUGUCUGGCCCCUCUUGCUGUCAACAAUAUAUCCCACACAACAAACGACUGGUUAACAAUAAUCAUGGGCGGCACUCUGCGACCUUCUGUAUCCUUCAACGAGGAAAAGCCCUCCAACCUGAACGUUGAAUAUGACCCCAUCCAGCUUCUCGGAGACUUAUCCGGUGAAUUCGAUGGAGUCACUGUACCAGCAAAGGGCACUCCCGAGCGAGAGGAAAUGGAGAAGAAGUUGAAGUUCAAGAUCGAUAUGACUAUCAUGCCGGUCGUCAUUGCUAUGUACAUUCUAAACUAUCUCGACCGUAACAACAUCGCCGCUGCAAAGCUAGGAACUCUUCGCGAGGACCUCAAUCUGACUGAUACAAACUACUCUACAUGUGUCUCUAUCCUGUUUGUCGGCUACAUCUUGAUGCAGAUUCCCUCUAACCUCCUGCUCGAGAAGCUCGGACGGCCUUCGCUCUAUCUCCCCCUUGCCAUGGCGAUUUGGGGCGUCUUGUCCGCGUGCACUGCCGCAGUUCAAGGAUUCGGUGGUCUUUUCGCGGUCAGAUUCUUGAUUGGUUUCGCGGAAGCAGUGUUUUACCCCGGAGUAAUGUUUUACCUGUCCUGCUGGUAUACCAAAUACGAGAUUGCUAAGCGGUCCGCCAUCUUUGUCACCGGUUCAUGGGUCUCGGGCGCGUUUUCUGGACUGAUCGCGUAUGGCAUCAUGAAGAAUAUGGACGGUGCUCGCGGCCUCGAAGCAUGGCGCUGGCUUUUUCUUAUCGAAGGUGUCAUCACCGUUGCAGUCGCUCUUGUGUCUAUCUUCAUUCUACCUGAGCUGCCGGCCACUACCAAAUGGCUGUCAAAGGAGGAACGUCUUCUUGGAGUGAUCCGCAUGAUUGAAGACGUCGGACAAGCAGAUGAUGACCACGCGCCAAAGCUCGAUGCGAACGGCGAGCCAGUCGUCGAAGAUCUGCAUGGGAAGUUCAAAACUGCAAUGGAAGGAUUUAUUCUUGCAUCGAAAGACUUCAAAGUCUGUAUCGCGUUCUUUAUGAUGUUCUUCCUGGCUGUUACUGCUGGUGUCAAUACUGUCUUCCCUUCGAUCGUAAAGUCGCUUGGAUACGGCACCGAAGAGACAUACCUUCUCACGGCACCUCCUUGGAUCUUGGUGGCGAUCACCUCGGUGCUGAACUCCUACCAUUCAGAUUACAAGCAGGAGCGAUACUUCCAUUUCCUGUGGGGACCCACCUUGUCCCUCGUGGGCUUUGUGAUUGGUAUCGCAACCACCAAAACCGCGCCCCGUUACGUCGCAAUGAUGCUCUUGCUACAGGUCUACAACUCCUGGUCUUUGGGUUACGCCUGGCUUGCGUCGAUCAUCCCGCGUCCUCCCAUCAAACGAGCAGCGGCAGUCGCGUGCGUCAACAUCGGUGGCAACAUUCCAAACAUCUUUGUUCCGUAUAUUUACUACAGCAAGGCGUCGCCUCACUACUACGCCGGAUUCGCAGUCUGUAUCGCGACUGCGUUGCUGGGUCUUGUGUCUGCUACCGUGCUGAAGAUCAGACUGAACGCGCUUAACAAGAAGUUGGCCGCCGGUGGCAUUGUUGACGGUCUGGACGGCUCGACUGGGUUUAGGUUUUUGUCAUAGACUGGAAUUGUUUUAGAUAAUUUUCUUAGAUAGCUGCAUAAUCGAUAAGGGAUAUUUUUUAACUUGUUUUCUUAUUCUG